GCUUUCAAUAGAGUAGCAUGUACAGUAACAUGUAUUCGCUUGCUAUUAAAUUCAAAAUUUUAAGUAUUGAACUAAAGAUCUAGACAGAAAACUGGAAAACUUAAAGUGCACCGAGCCCGACGUUAUCAUUAAUGGCCUACAUUUGUUUGAAUAGACCAGGAAACAAUUUCUGACAGCACGCGACUUGCGUAUCAAACACGACAGUUAUUGGCCGCUGCGAUUAGUAAGGCAUCUCAUCGCACGCGGAGAUACACCAGGUGUAAGAUGUACCUACAUUAAUAGAAAUAAUAACUGGGCUAAUUCUGUCAAUCUUGUCACUAUCGGAUUGUCAAGAACUAACACACAGUAAAUAAACAAAAGUAAACGAGAUUCUAUCACCAUGACAACAGUGAUGUGCCAGACCCCCCAGGUAGUAAGACAACCGGUGAUUAUCACAGUGCCAACUGCUGGAGGUUCUUCGCCAUUUAUUGCUGAAAAGUACAUGCACAGAGCUAGUGUUGGCCUUGCUAUAACACAGUUUAUUCUUGGGGUUAUCUCUUUUGUCAUUGGAAUUGUUAUUGCUGCCUGGGUUCCAGCAGGAUCUUUUGACACUAUUAACCAUCACACCGGGGCUGGGAUGUGGUGUGGCAUUGUGUUCAUAGUUACUGGAGUACUGGGGAUUCAAACACGAAAGAAGAAUAAGGGAUGGAUCAUCUCAUACAUGAUCAUGUCUAUCAUAUCAGCCGUUAUUUCAUGGAUUGUCUUGAUGGGCAUUUCUUCUAUUGAUCUUGUGUAUGUCGGAACGAGUUUUUGGUUUGAUUUGACAUAUUACGAAAGUGUCAUCUCGGGACUAUCUUGGGUUUUUAUCUUCCUCUCCAUUGCAGAGGGGGUGGUAGCCGUUAUCUCAUCAGCUAUUUGUGGCCAUGCAGUCUGUUGUUGUUCCAAGCCUACCACCCAGGGUACUGUCAACUAUACUGUACCCAACACUGGACAAAAUACUGUGGCUUUUGUGGCACCUGGACAACAAGGAUUUGUGUUCUACCCACAGCCUUUCUGUAACCAGAAUCCUCCAGCUUACAUGUACAACACUGCCCAACAACAACAGCAACAGCAGUGGCCACAACAACAACCACCCCAGUCACAGGCACAGUAUCCAGAGAGACAUCCAGAGGAUGACGCCUCAGGACAACAGACAGAAUCUCUGCAACAGAAACUGUAAAACCUAGUAGAAAUUGGUCAAAAUUAGAAACUUUGUGUAGCAUUUUUUUAUAUGAUGCCUUAUUGCUUUCUAUAUGGAAGUCAACUGUUGUGUAAUAGUUUUAAACUUUUUAACGCAGCGUUGUCUAUUGCCUUUUUACAUUAAACACCAUAAGUUAAUUAGUUCUAGCACUGGGGUAUAAGUUGGAGUGGAUUAAUAUUUCCAGUCUUUAACUUUAAGACCUACAUAAAUUUUCCGACCUAAAGUCAAAACUUUCAAGGUUAGUACCCUUAUGACAACAGGGCCUGGAAUAUUAUCGGGUUUUAAAUUCUAAAGAGCACAAGUUGGCACUUGUAUUUAUGUAGUGGAAAUGGAGGAGGGGGGUAAACUGGUAAAUGCCCGUGGGUCACUUGGUUGCGGUUCUAACAUUGAACCUCCCUAAAAACCAAAACUGAAAGCGGCAACGCGACACUAACUCCCUGAGAGAAUGCGCUUGCAUGCAUGAGGAAGAAGGGUGAAGGAUUUGGCAUGAUAUGGUUUGCUUUGGCCAGACAUUUUACCAAAGUUGUAAUUUGGGUUGUUCAUGCAAUUUGAUAAAAUAAUACAAAAACUAUCAAUAUGCAGAUUUUGAAAUAUUUCCCCUGGUAUUUAGCACUUCAAUAUCUGUUAUUCCCCCUUUCUUCGCUGUAUGUACUCACUGUAAAUAUCGUAAUAGUAAAUCGUUUUUGUUUGAAAAUAUAAUUUUUUUACAUUUUUAACUUUUAACCAGAUCCAGUGUUUUUGAGUUACAUACGUGUAAUGUAUUAAAGCUUGUAUGCAACUCUGUUUUCAAGCGGGUUGCGUAUAGAAUUGUUUAUAAUAACUUCCUUAAUUAAUUUUAAGUAAUGAAAUGAUUACGCCAAGCUACUAAAAAUGAAACUAAAAGGUAGAAAUUUAAAUCUCAGAAUGUACAUUAGUGCAUACAGGUAUUUUACAUGCCUGAAAAAUAUUAUGUAUAAGAAGGGGAGAAAUGCAUUUCCUAAAAACAAAAUUGAGAUUAUUUUAUUUUAAGAAAAAACAUUUUGUAUCUUACACAUUAUAAACAAUAAUAACCUUUGAAUUCGUGACUUUUAAUGCGUGUUUUGAUAGUAACUGUUUAUUUAUAAAGAAAGUAUAUAAAACGGUAGAAAUCCUAUACCAAGUGUGCUAUAGUGUGUGCAUGUUACCCUUAUUCAUUUAUUUUUCUUUAAAUCAACAGGGUCAUAUAGAAUGUAAAAUAAAAAAAUGACUAUACAGAAGAGUGUCUAUGUUCAUGUGGAACAAGUACAUACUUCUAGUCGAGAAAUGCAUUUAAUGCAUUGGUGAUGUUUAUUUUGAAUACUGUAAGUUUAAAAUAGAGAACAUAUACAUUUGAUGAAAAUUCAGUUUGCCACGGAAGUGACAUUUAUCAGUCGUAACUUGAUCUAUUACAAUUAAGACUCCAAAAAUGUAAUUUACGACUUUCUGGUGACCAGACGGACUUUUGUAUACCCGAAUGCUAAAUGUACUACACGGUUUGAUACCGUGAGUAUGAUGUAGUCCGUGUAUUGGCCAAGUGGUGUCUUGCUUUAGCUUAUUAACAAUUCUCCUUUAUUUUUAGCACAGUUUAAAUGCAUUUACCAUUCUUAGAUAUAAGUACAAUUUUUUCUAUAACAUUUUUUUAGAAUGCUGUACAGUUAUAAGUGAAAAUUAUAAAAACAGAUAUAUAUAGUAUUUUUAGAAAACUAAACUACACUAAAUUUCCAAACCCAGAUGGAACAUUCACAUAUUUGGAAUGCCUAAAAGGAUAUUUGGCUUAAAAUGUUGAAACACAUACC
This is a messenger RNA of Lingula anatina, 3012 nucleotides long. RefSeq lists its product as uncharacterized. Gene Ontology annotation, cellular component: membrane. The record is from RefSeq and is a predicted model, not a curated record. Lineage: Eukaryota; Metazoa; Brachiopoda; Lingulata; Lingulida; Lingulidae.